AGUAGAGAGAGGAGGAAUGACAGUGUGACUAGCGGUGUGAGUGGUGCAGUAGGCAGGCCAGACACGGGGAGAGGAGGAAUCACAGCUAAAGACGGAGCAGUGUGAGUGGUGCAGUAGGCAGGCCAGACAGGCAGAGGAGGGUGGAGGGCUGUAGUCUGGGUCACACUAGGCUGUCGGCGGCUGGAGGGCCGAGUGCAAUGGCGGCUCACACUUAGUCGUCUGCUGCGCCGUGUACUCUCCUCACUCACUCACAGUCUACUCGCCAGGCCUGCAUGGAGGGCGACACAACAGCAGCAGACCCCAGCUCGUGAAGCAGUUAGUCGUGCGGCGUUGGACCGUCUGCUCGCGGCCAUGGAGUGAGAAGUGAAAGCACGACAACCGAGGGCUCGACACUCAAGCCUGACGGUCAACGUGCAGACGACCACCUCAUGGAAUGGAUAAACCAUGGUCACUACACCGCUUGACCUCGCUCUCCCUCUGCUAAUCUGUCGGGGGGAAAGGACCCCUCCCCUGUACUGCCCCCGUCAAGCCAUGUUGCGGUGAAUUACGAUGGCUGUGCAAGUGCAGAGAAAAUAUGUGCAAGUGGCGAAAGCUGGAGGCCAGCCAUAUUGCCUUGAUAAACACAACAAUCUGAAUUAAGCCGUCUGUCUCGCUUCUCGGGUCCCUGUGCCACACACACGGCCAAUGGUAGGACUGCAGGGUCGACAAGAGAAGCUCUGCAUGCAUGAGAAAUGUGUGGACGGCGAGAAAUGGUGGUGUAGGUCCCCCCAGUGACACUCACUUGACAUUCUGCGCGCUGGGUGUGUGGAGGGCGAGCGUGAGUCUCAGUGUUUGUGGCCUUUGUGGUCGCCAGGUGCUGCAAGGUUGUUGUUGUGUUGGAUAACAGUAUGACACCACCAUGAACUGGAGCAAACUCUCCAUUCCUCUCCUGCUGUUGUGGACAGUACUUCCACAAGGUGCAGCAGAAGGUGACAAGACGAUCUGUGCUCAUCGUAAUGUCUUUCCACUUGCGGAUGCGGGGUCGUCGUACAGCUCGGAGAAGCCGCUGUUGUGGGGCGCUGAGGUGCUGGACGACAACCUGACUAUCCGUUGCCAUAGCAAUAGCUACUGCUUUACCCUGUGGACGUCACGCGCAGACAACCGCUCCCAGAUCACCGUGGUCAAGCAAGGAUGCUGGAUUGGUGAGGCAAAUGUCUGCAUGAAGGGUUCAUGUGUGUCUGAUAUGGCGCCCAAGAACCACUCUCAUUUUUGCUGCUGCUCUGGUGACAUGUGCAACCAGAACUUCACUGAUGGCUAUGACCCAGCAGCACACACCACAACAACUUUCACAUCAGCUGAAUCACAAGGUCAUCCACUGCAGGACCAGAACUACAAGGUGAAGACAAUUAUUAUCUCCCUUGUGUCGGUGUUCUCUGUGGCACUUUUCAUCACUGCAGCAUAUUUUGGUUAUCGUAUGUGCAUCAGACCAAAGCAGGCAUCUAUUGAAUCGCUUCAUAAUGCUGAGGCCACACCUCCACCAGCAGAGUUUGACAUGGACGACCUUAAGCUUUGUCACAUGAUCAGCAGAGGGCGCUAUGCAGAGGUCUGGAAGGGCAAGUUAGAAGAGGAAGAUGUGGCUAUCAAGAUCUACUCUUCCCACUACCGUGAAUAUUAUAACAAUGAACGAACACUCUAUCGUCUUCCUUUCAUGGAUCAUGAUGGACUGGUUAAGUUUUAUGGAGCAGACGAGCGGAUAUCACAGGAUGGCACAGCACAGCUUAUGAUUGUUAUGGCAUACAUUCCAUUGGGAUCACUCUGCAGUUACCUGAAGAACAAUGUGCUUGACUGGCCAACCAUGGCAAAGAUGCUGCAGUCUGUAUCAAAGGGCUUGUCCCACUUGCACACUGACAUCCAGAAGGGAGACAAAUUUAAACCUGUGCUGGCUCAUCGGGACAUCAAUACUCACAACAUCCUGGUUCGCUCAGACCUGAGUUGUGUCAUCACUGACCUGGGGUUUGCAGUGGCCACAAUGGGCUCCAAGUUGAUCAAGAGGGGGCAUCCAGAAAUUGCUGAACAGACUUCGCUAACAGAUGUGGGAACACUCCGGUAUAUGGCCCCUGAGCUGCUGGAUGGAGCAGUCAAUCUGCGGGACUGUGAGGUCCUCAAACAGAUUGACAUUUAUGCUCUGGGGCUUGUGCUGUGGGAGAUUGCCACACGCUGUGUGGACCUAUACCAGGGUGCACCUGUGCCAGACUAUGCAGCACCAUACCAAGCAGAAGUGGGUUCAAGUCCCACGUUUGAAGAGAUGCAGAUGAUUGUUGUGAGGGCAAAACGACGACCUAAAUUUCCUGAGGUGUGGAAAGACACAAAUCAGGCAGUGCGUUCAUUGCGUGAGACAAUUGAGGAAUGCUGGGAUGCUGAUGCUGAGGCAAGGCUUACGGCUCUGUGUGUUGAGGAGCGAUUGGCUGAUCUCUCAAACUUAUGGGCACAGGAGUGUAAACAUAGAGGAAUGACACCGACACUGAAUGCAAUGAUAAAUGUGGACCAGACAGCAUUGGUCAACACAGACAGGCCUGUUGCAAUGGAUUUCAAUGAGAGUUUGCCCUCUGAUGUGAACCCUCCAUCUCACCUGGAUGCCUUUUCCACAAACUUUGAUCCCCACCCUGAGACUGUUGGUGAUCCAUCUCCUACUCCUCUUCUUGGGUUAGGGUUGGUUGGUGGUUACAUGCCUAAUGGAGAGGCUUCUUUAUCUCCAUCUGUGUGUACCAGGCAGAUACAGAGAAGUUGGCUGCAAGACAACAGCAUCUCCACCUCAACCACAGAUACAGUUGUGGCUAUAACUCCUCUUGAAAGCCGUGCUCCCUCGGUGAAAUCCAGCAAUCUCACGCAGGAGCGAAACAAUGUAACGCUGCGGCCACAUCAAGGCCGUAACCCCACAGUUGAGAGAAAUACACACAAGUGUAGUGAUGAAGAACUGCGGGUCUCUGGCAACACUCUCAUUUCUUCUGCUCGUCGGGAUUCACUGAGCACCCAGAGUGCUCCUGCUGACCAGCCAGUGACUGAAAGCCCUCCGGAGUAUGUUAGUGACAGCAUGGACACCUCCUUGGUACAGAACGAUGCUCUGAGCCAUAGAAACCCUCCAAUUCCUUACCUGCAGAACCAGGUGCAUGGUGAACCUCCAGCAGGGCGCCCUAAGGUGGCCAACACUUCCAGCUUGCAUGGGUUGGGGAAAGGUGAGCGAUCACUCCGGGAAAAACUCACCAGACUCAUUCGCCCUAAAGAGCUAGGACUACGGCUGAGUAGCCUGAACUUUUUUGGCAGCAACAAACGUCAUGUGUAUUUUCGUGCAGAUGAUAUGGAAGUGGACGACUUGCAGCAAUGGGCAUACAACUAGUAAUGGUGAUGAGACACAGCAACCAUCGACAGCAGCAUCAGGCUUGUCACAUGCCAGCACCCACCCCAUACACACAGAAGUGUGCAUGCACAACGGGACAGCAGUGAUAAGACCUACCAACCUUCCGCUAGAAACACGACCUUUGGCAAACUCGCCUGCCUUGACUGGCAGGUCAGAUAAACGAGCUAGGACUCAGGCUUCACAUCCUCCAAACCUCACAGCAGAUGGUACCAGUAGGAGAGAGACAAUUUCGUCACAAAAUUCAAAUCGAUCAGCAGUUCACCAUCCUGAGAACCAGCUGCGUUUAGCUGAAGUAGGUGUUGCUAAACUGUACAUCCCUGAGGUGGGGCAGCACCAUGUUCAGCAUCUGCAAGGUCACUCUAAAAGCACCUCUGAACUUUUCCACUUGCGCCGACAUAACAGCUCAGAAUCCUGCUGGCAGGAGACAGAGCUGUGUUCAGUGACAGGUGAACAGCUCAAGCAGCGUAGGCCCAACUCUUUGUCAUUAAAGGGCCAUAACUACAACACAGCUUUCAGACGGUCUCCUCCAAAGAAGUCCUCCUCAAAACCAGAUGUAGUCUCCAUUGCUUUUGAAGAACCAGGAGGAUAUGCUAGGAACGAUAACAUGAAGUUGUCAGCUCAGGAAUCAUCACCUUGGAGACGUCCACCAGCAAGCAUCAGCUGAAGCUGCAGUAUGAUGACAUGUCAGACCCUAGUGAAAAGAUUCGCCGUCGAGUCAAAACCCCUGUCAUGCCAUCAAGGAAGCAGGCUCGUCUCUCCUUGUAUGAUGACAGACUGAUGUCAAGUGGACUGGACUCUAUGAUAGACGCAGAGACAAAGGAAUCAUCUGUGAAGAAGAGCUCAACAGUUUGCAGGCUUACCAACAAUAAUAACAACAAUUUUACUGUGAAGACCUGUAUCCAGGGGGGCGAACCAUUGCUGCUUCAGAUAGGGCAGAUGAGGAAAGAUGGCUGUCACAAUAUUGGAGAAGCUCCAGUUCUUGUGUAAUAACAUAGUCACUGUUAUACUCCAGUUUGUGUAACAAUCCUUUGAUGCCCUGCAACGAAUUUGCAAGCAUCCAGAGAGAUUCGGUAGACAGUGUGCGUUCCCAGCUUUCCAAUAUCCUAUAAUUCCUGUUCUUUGUUUGGCACCCUAGUCUACAAAUUCAUCAUGGAAAAGCAAAAAUGCAGACUGUAAAGCACUAGUUCUCUGUGAUGUACUAUAAUUCAUCACAGAACUGCAUAAAAUGCAGACUGUGAAAUACUAGUUUUCUGUAAUGUACUAUAAUUCUUCAUGGAACUGCAGAAAUACCAACUGUGGAACUUGCACACUUUACCAUAAUUCAUCUCAAGUCAUUUGUGCUGCAAGAAGAACAGCUGUAAACAAACUGAUCAUGGCUUAUGAGAGGACUGCACAAAAGAGACUGUUAAUAGAUAUGCAUCAUCCUUUAUUUGUAUAAGUGUACUUGUAGAGAGAGCAGGUAGCUACAGGAAGAGGUGGAGUGUUGGGCCUGUUGUACACAUAUCUUCAGCAGCCUUCUGAUGCCUUACACACCAACACCUGCUUUGUCAUAAUUGUGUUGCUACAGGUUCCAUGAGGAUGGUUAAAAUGGCAUUAACUUUGCUAUAAUGUGAAGAGUAAGUGGUGGUUGCAUAGUUUGCUUUCAUUCACAAACAAAAGCACCUUCAUUUCUUAAUGCUAACCAUGAGAUGUGUGCCGCCUGGUUAUAUUAUCAAUCAUUAAUGAUGUCAACGCAUAAUGACAACAGGGGUGUUCAGGAUAUUUCACUUUCAGUGUUAUAGCUGGAGCAGGCAAAAACUGUUGGUGUGAAUGUGAAAUAUAAUUUAGUGGGGCCACAUCAAAAUACUUGAUAGGUACUGUUGUAUACAGCCAUGUAAAAUAUAAAAUAAGUGUGAAGCGCCAGUUCAAGCUGUCAAGAAAUUGGGUUACCAUCCACUAGAAGACACUGUUAGCUUCCUCUGACCUUGAAACUUACCAUCCAAAACCUGGCACCAUAGCUGCAUCAAGAGUGUCAGAUGAUGUUGGAAAUUAAUGUAAUAAAACUUAAAAUACGAUCCUGAUAGUGGUCAGCACAUAAAGCUUUAAGGCACAAACAUGUACAACCUUUCAGCAAUUGGCCAUGCAGUUCAGCUGGAGUGGACUUCUUUAUCAAAGGCUGAAAAAUAGUGUUUGAGAAUGAACUUUUCAGUCCUGUGAAAGCAGAUUUUACUGUUAAAAAGAAAGUUCACAAAUUAAUUCCUGUUUUCUGCAGCUUUCAGUAUAGGUGUUGGAUUGGAUGUCUGACUUAAACAGUUAUGAUUGCAUGAAUGCCUCUCAUGGGUGCUUCUUGUAUGCCAUAUUCUGUCACAUGUUUACCUUGCAUUAAUGUACAACAUUGCAUGGAUGCUUGACGUAACUGUGUGACUGUGUGUGCCUCAUAAUAGUGCUGCUUUAUGUGAAUACAGAGAAAAUCUUUGACAACUGCUCUUUCUUUUAUGCAAAGAAACUGUUUAUUUUAAUGAUACCUUGAGUCAAAGUGUCAAAAGUUUUAUUAUUUUAGUGACAAAUUGUCUUUUUUUCUGUCACAUAUACAUUUUUCUUUGUAUGAAAACUGGCAGUUGCACUUUUAGGGACUGCAUGCUGGAGAACUCAGUGAAGUGUGACUUUGUGUGGAAGCAAUUAUAUUAUGAGUGCAGGCUUAUGCACAGUGAUGCUUCGUACUCUGCAUGUCCAUUAUGCAUAACUAAAGCCUUGCAUAGUGAGCACUCAGUGAAGUGUUAUUUGUUUGUGCACAGUGAGCACUCAUGAUGUGUUAUCUCUUUGUGCAUGAUAAGUACACAGUGAGCACAUGGUCAGUGUAGAGUGUAUGUGCUUUACACAUUUUUGCAACUAUUAUUAUUAAAAGUGAUUAGUUAUUACUUGUAAGUGCCAAUUGCAGGCAACAAAUAAUUUGCAGCACAAAUCUUCCCAGGCUUUAAUGUUCUUGCCCCCCAUAAGUUUUUUUUUUCUUUAAAAAUUGUUGAAACUGCUGACUACCAGUGAAAUCUGUAUAAUUUUUGCAUUGCAUAUGCUUCGCAAGGCAUAAAAUGUUAUCUAAAUAAAUCUGGACAUGUAUACAGCACGAAGAAAUCCAGGUUAAGCUGGGGCCUGUGUAUGGUAGUUGCCAGUCAAGGUAAUUUGAGAUAAGUGUAAAGUGUUAGCUGUGGAGACAUGAUUAAGUAUGUUACAGGGUUUAGCUGUUGAGACAGGCUGAUGUAUGCAAGCAGGGUUUAUUCUGUUCGCAGAGUUAAAUUUACCAGUUUAACAAUACAUGCACAGUGGGUGGAAACAUAGGAUACAUUGUAUACAUAGGACACAUUGAGGCAGAUGUGAUAGACAAUUCACUUCUCUGCUUAAUAUUCAUAAAAAAUAAUAUUCAUAAUUCAUAAAGAAUAUAUCCAUCUCAGUCUCCAAUUUGGGUGACCACAACGUGCAUCCUUUUCCAGUCAUGCAACAUGGCUGCUAUGGUGUGUAAAUAUAUUCUGGAAAAACAGGGUUAUUCCAAAAUGCCUCAAAAAGGGCAUAUUAGUUUGGUUUUUUAAAAAAAAUAAUCAUCAAGAUAAAGAUCACAUGCUGUGAAGAUGAUAAAACUUUAUCUGUCUCUGUGAUGCAUAGGUGGGAAUUGUACAUAUUUGCUUGUAGGCUGCUUGCCUGCAGAGGAACAGUGGGACAGUCAUAUUAUAUCUCAAAAGGAAAAAACAAGGUUUUGUUUCAGUUCACUUUAAAAAAAAAAAUCACUUCUUCGUAAUUCUCUAUGCUCAGUAACUAAAUUUGUAACUAAAUUUGUCUGACAUGUCACAUCUGUGCAAACUUUGUCUUAUUUUACACAUUGUACAUAAAUAGCCUUUAAAACAAGCAUAAGAGAUUGAAUCUAGUGAAUAUUGGGAAGAGGAUAAAAAAAAUGAUGACAUUCAUUUGAACAGUCUUUAAAACUUCCCACUUUUAUGGUGCAUUUUGAAAUUGAAAAAAAUGGCAUCUAACAAACUACUUUGGGUUGUUCAUGAGUAACUUUGAGAUGUGUAGCAAUGAGAGAAAUAUAAUGUGGGUUACAUGUUGAUAGCAACCUAUGUUUCUAAAUGUUUUUAUCAUGUCAUUUAAACAUUAUGGAUUUGGUGACACCCCAGCUUGUUCACAUUAUGCUGCUAUGUGAGAGCUGUGCAGUCAGCGAUGAUCCUGCUUAUUCUCCAUGUUGAAGUUCUGUAACACACAGGUGGAGGUCGAAGGUUAUAGAAGGGUGCAAGAAAUCUUGACUACAAAUGUCCAAAGGAAAUGACUAAGAAAAUAAAGAAUAUAUGUAAAAAAUGGAGUAGUCAUGCAGGCUGUUUCCCUUGAAAACUAUCUUCACUGUCUGAACCAGAAAUCUAAUAAAUAAAAGCAGUUUUAUGUAACUUUCCCCUGUAUACUUCAAUAAAUUGAAUUUUUGAAUUAUUUUGUCUUUCCAGCCUAACAUUUACAAGCUUUCUGUAAUACAGAGUAUUAGAAUGUGAACUUGCUGUGAGAGAGCCUGAGAGAACCUGUAUUUUGAACUAGGUGAAAAUGGAUGAUUGAAAGGUGAUGAUUUUUAUAAAUAAGAUGCUACUUCUUUGGUCACAUUUUAUGCAGUAAUUUCAUCAUUACCUGUUUCUUGGGACAGAUUUUAUGCAGUUAGUUUAUUAUUGACUGUUUCUUAUAUGCAGUAGAUACAUAUGGACAUUUUCCAUUGUUUUGGAUAUAUGAAAGCAAAGAUGAUCUUGUGCACUUGGGCAAGGUUUUGUCAGUUACUGACUUUGUGGCACAUCACAAAUUGUUCAUAUUUGGAAGUGGGAGGGAAUUCUACAUUUUUGUUAAUAUCUGGUAUCUUAAUAAAAGCCUAAGGUAAUGCUAAUUAUCAUGUAAUCACAAAGCUACAGUUACAGUGUACAGCAGAAAGUGUAGCAUGCAAACAUCAAUAAUUGUCUUGCAAAGUUAUCACUGGUGCAUAUUUAGUGCACAUACCAUACACCAGACUAGGCAAGCAUACAAACCCUUCCACCCACACACACCACCACAGCAUCUUUGGUACACUGGCUCACAUUUAUUUUGGCAGGGAUGUUUAGCCUGUUCAAGGACCAUGUACAAUAUAUAGUUAUGGUCUGUGGCUUGUCUGACGCACAGUGGCACACUGUAAAGCUUUGCUUUUUGUUUUGAGGGUGGAGAGCUGUCUGAAGCGUGUGGCAUAUACAUGUCAAGUUAAUGUGUUACUAGCAAUCUAGAGGAUCAGAGUCUCUUUAAAUAAUGUUUUAAUUUUUUUUAUUUUUACUCCACAAAUUAUGUGAUGAACUGACUGGAUGGAAAAGUGAAGUUGUAUAUGAUUAUUGCCUUAUCCUAAACAACCCAUCUUUAGCAAGAAAUUACAAAGCAAAAAACAAAUGCAUGUGUAAACUUGGUCAAGUGUAGUGGAAUUGACCUAGUGACCCAGUGGAACGAAAACUUGAGGGGGUGGGGACUGGACGAGUGGAGGGUGGGGUGAGUAAUUGAGAGGGAGGGUGAGAGAGGAAAGGACUGAGUGAGAGAGGGAGGUUGGGGCAGGGAAAGGAGCAAGAGAGAAUUCUAUCAUUGUAUGUAUCAUUUACAUUAUGAGCAAAUAUACCACAAAAAUGUUCUCAGAUAUGGUCAUUCUUUAUUAGGUUUUUGUUAAUUUAUUUUUAAAAACAUUUUGCUGCGAUAUUUUUCUCAUUCAGCUUCAUGCAUGUGUAUAUACAUGCGUGCACACAAAUAUUUGUCACACUGUAGCUAUGAUGACACUGUGACCUUUGACUUCUACAUGACAUUGGCUGUCUUCAAGGCCAUGUGUCAUCAAACCACAACUUUUGUCCUUCUUUGCAUUAGCUGUUGUGUGUUAUGUGCUAGCUGUCAGACACCACAAUCUGUGUGAGACCGUUGUUCUUACACAAACACUGGGCGCUACCAUCUUGUCCCUGGUGAAACAGAUGAAUAUUUAAAACAACCUUCUGGCAUUACUUUUCUGCAAUGGUGAAGUGCUUCACUGUGAAGGAACUAUUUUUUGUGAAAUAAUGAUUUAUGUCCGAGGAUGUGGGAAGGUAUAUUUAACAGAAUAGUAUACUAUUAUGUUAUUGCUAGGGUGGAAGGUUUAAAGCAUGAUUUUUCCACUGCAUGCAGCAGGUUUAUUUAGAUUUUGUAUCAUCACUCUUACAAAAGAGGACUUUCCCCACAAACUCCCAUUCUGUGCAACAACAGCAAAAAAAUGGCCAUCAUUGUUGUAUACAAUUAAAUUGAAAUUAACAGUUUAUUUGUUGGUUGCUUAUGCUGUCACAUUAAGAGUUCUUAACAACAGUGGAAAGCUAUUCUCUGUGAUUAUUGUUACUGCUUGAGAACAAACAGUGCAAGAUUGAACAAAAUGGUGGCCAGUUUAGUGAAAUGGUUUUAGCUUUGGUAGAGAGCAGAAACCUCAUUUAGGGUUUGAGACUAGUUGCUGAAAUAGAACUUGUAUUUCCCCUUUCCCCAGUCCCAGACAUGCAUUGUGCAGUUUAUGUGUUCAGUUCUAUAACCGGUGCAUUUGCUCAGUUUGCAGUAAAUAUGUUAAUUUGGAGUAUCUGAAAUAAUGUGUUUUCUGUUGUUGACACUUACGUAUAAUUAUAUGCAUUUGAUUCUGACAUAUAAGCAUAGAAAUACUAAACUUUCAGGUGAACUGAUCUGUAGUCCUGUUUACUGAGGUCUGGGAAAAAAUCUUUCUUACCAGUUUUGUAGCUGAAGCUGCAUGCACAUCAGUAGCUGAACAUCUAGAUAGCAAGAAAGACUACAAAAAGAUGCAGAAUGAAGCUUGUUAGCCUCUGCUGUUGCUGAGGAUUUUUUGUUUGUGUUUUGGCAGGAGGGGAAGGUGUUGGGGAUGGUUAUGCUAUAACAGAAGUUACAGGAAAACUGUGCUAGCCUAUUAGUCUAGUAAAUUGAAAAAUGUUUAGCAUAAAUUGCUGCAUGGCAGGUUUUUUCACAAAUCUGUGUUUUGGAACAUGAGAUAUGCUCAGCAAAAUGCAUUCUCUUUUUAUGUCUACAGAUUUAGUUUUCAGUUAAAAGUUGAUGAGAGUUUAUGAGUGUAGUUUCAAGCUGCAGAACAAAUACACCAGUGAAGGCUUAUAGAGUGGGUGGCCUAGAGGGUAGGAUUAUGGCACACAAGUUGUAGGCUUGGGUUAUAGAACUUGAAACGCUUUGUCUGCUCAUCAAGUGCACUAGCCUGUCUUUUAUCUGUGGCUUGUCUUACUUUUUGUGCUAUUGUUGGCUUGAGAAGGACAAUUAAAUUGCUUUCUCUUCA
This is a messenger RNA of Pomacea canaliculata, 10697 nucleotides long. Its product is annotated as bone morphogenetic protein receptor type-2-like. Gene Ontology annotation, biological process: BMP signaling pathway; protein phosphorylation; cellular response to growth factor stimulus. Gene Ontology annotation, molecular function: ATP binding; transforming growth factor beta receptor activity. NCBI's taxonomy places the organism in Eukaryota, Metazoa, Mollusca, Gastropoda, Architaenioglossa, Ampullariidae. Gene Ontology annotation, cellular component: signaling receptor complex; plasma membrane. The record is from RefSeq and is a predicted model, not a curated record.